Dermacentor silvarum is the source of this 1210-nucleotide messenger RNA. RefSeq names its product tissue factor pathway inhibitor 2-like. The transcript has 5 exons. NCBI's taxonomy places the organism in Eukaryota, Metazoa, Arthropoda, Arachnida, Ixodida, Ixodidae. The coding region runs from base 87 to 1112 and encodes 341 amino acids. Gene Ontology annotation, molecular function: serine-type endopeptidase inhibitor activity. The record is from RefSeq and is a predicted model, not a curated record.
AUGGCAAUGUCAGUUUGGACAGUGGGCUCAAGGUUACUUUACAUGCGACUCAAGUAUUUGGGUCACUUGGAAGUAGCUGCUUAGCAAUGAAUCCUCUAAGCAGAUUCCUUAUUCUUGUCAUCUUCGUUUCUUCAAUCAAUGCUUGGAGCCUAAAACGGAAAAAGCCGGGGCCGCAACUGCCAUCGUUCUGCACAAAAACACCAUUUCUCGCAAGUUGCAGACCAAUAACCCCAACUUGGUACUACGAUUUUCACGAAAAACGGUGUAAACCCCUGAAUGCUGGAAUUUGCAGCGGAGGCAACAACAAGUUCGCCACGGAAAGAAAGUGCAAGGAAAUCUGUGAACCACGCUCUAAGCAAAUCCCCCAAAUAUGCCAAAAACCGCCGGUCAUGGUGCAGUGUGGCCAGGUAUAUCACGCUUGGUACUAUGAUCCAAAUAGCACCAGCUGCAAAAUGUUCACCUACAGUGCUUCCGCUUGCAAUGCCAUCGACAACAGGUUCCUGACAGAACUGAAGUGCCAGUCGGUGUGUAUACCGAUAAAGAAACCAAAACCCAUCUGCAGCCAUGAUCCAAUACCAGACCGCUGUUUGCUCCAAAAGAAGCGCUGGCACUUUAAUUUUAGAAACAAUACAUGUGUGCAAUUUGCACAAAAUCGUUGCGGAAAAGGCGAAAACAGCUUCUCUUCAUAUGAAAAAUGCAUGCAUAGAUGUAGCUAUUACCAAUAUACGGCGGCCAACCAAGUCAGUCCUACCCUCCCGCCUGGCUUACCUUCCCAGUCAGGUCACCCCAGUAGACCCGAAUUCAGCUUCCCCGGCCAACCACCUUUAACCGGUGGACCAGUUCCGAGUGGUCAACCCGCUUUUCCUGGACGGCCAGGUCAAGGUGUUCCUCUUGUCUCACCAAGCCCGCCCCCUGAAAAUGGCAAACCCAGUACCCCCCGUUUCAACACAGAGGGCCAACCCUCCUUACCAAGCGUUUCAGGCCUACCCGGCCAACCGACCGGACCCGGCUAUCCCAUUCAACCCGGCCUUCUUAUGAAUAACAGGCCACCAUACAUAGCCGGCCCACAAGCACAGCGUAGUGCACAAAACCAUGCCGGCCGAGUUGGCUAAGCUGGUCGUUUGCCCUGUGUCAUCUAUUUGCGCAUUUGUGUGCGUGAGACAGUGCAUGAGAAAAGAUUCUAGAUAAUAAAAUCUGCUAUUCCUGUGGA